This is a messenger RNA of Bactrocera dorsalis (oriental fruit fly), 2383 nucleotides long. RefSeq lists its product as uncharacterized. NCBI's taxonomy places the organism in Eukaryota, Metazoa, Arthropoda, Insecta, Diptera, Tephritidae. The transcript is spliced from 2 exons. Gene Ontology annotation, molecular function: A2-type glycerophospholipase activity; calcium ion binding. The coding region runs from base 1277 to 2341 and encodes 354 amino acids. The record is from RefSeq and is a predicted model, not a curated record. Gene Ontology annotation, biological process: lipid catabolic process; phospholipid metabolic process; arachidonate secretion.
UCUAAACUACUAAACCUACUACAACCAAAUUUGCUCAACGCAAAUAUUAUAAGAUUAAGUCUUACCGACAGUGUGAAAAUGUUGUAUGUCCAUUUAUGUACGUAAUAUAAAGAUUUUCGAUCUUCCGAGUGAUUUUUUGCUGCAUAUGUUUGUACAUAUGUAUGUAUAUCGGACAAUAUUUGAGUAAUCUUUACGAAAAUUAUAUAGCGUGUUAAACUCGUAAAAAUACGUUUUUUAUGCCUAAAAUAGAUUGUGUGCGAAAUCUUGACCCAGUCCCCAAAUAACUAAUGUCAAAAUUUUCGAACAUCCGGCUGACUGUGCUCCAUAUAGUUGGUGAUUGUAUGUGAGGUAUCCUAAGCAAACCCAGGGAAUACUGCUUAUUACGUGGGCUGAUAAUAGUUAAAAGUAAAAUCCGUACGAUACUACCCCAACUCAUAGGUAUGUACAUACAUAUGUACUAGGUUUUUGGUUUUUCUAACAAAUCGAAUGCCGAAUAUGUCGGUUAGUGUAUGAGUUAUAUAUAGUAUAUCAAUAUUUAAAAUUGUUUGGAUUUCGGUCCAUUUUACACCUGGCUUUGGCUCCUGCAAGUUGCAAGAGUAAAAAAUGUCCGGUUGACACGAACUUAGCACUUCCUUACUUGUUUAAAAUAUAAUCCAUUGCCUGCAAUGAGCAUAUUUCAAAUAAUUCGGCUCUAAUUAAUUACUUGCGUAUUUUUAUUCCUCUAGUAUUAUACAUACAUACAUAUGUAUGUAUGUACCUGUUGGUAUACAUAUGUACAUACAUACAUAUGUAUAUGUAUGCCUAUGUGCAAUUUUUGUGUUAUUCAUGAGUCUGGGUUCGGACUGGUGGAAGACGCUGAUAUUACUCUACUAUGCUCAAUUGUGUAAGCGUAAACAUAAAUAUGCUCAUGUAUGAGUAUAAAUAUAUAUAUACAUAUAUACAUGUAUAAUAGGUGCAACAUGUGUAUAACUUUACAAAUAUACAUAUAUGUAACUACCAUUACUAACUCGAUGCGAAUGUUACUGUAAUUUCUCUACCUUUACCUUUCGGACUAAAGCUUAUUUUUUGUUUUUAUUGUAUAAUCCUUCUACACUAUUUUGCCGCUGGCUAUAUUAUUUUAAUGGGUUAAAUAGUUUUAAGCUACUCCGCCAGCUUCACUUUAACAGUAAACUUGCAAGAAAUUAGACGCAGCAGUCCUCACGCAGUCCGCGAAAAUCAACUACGUUAAAUAAACCAUAUAUACACAUGUAUUAAUUUUAUUAAGAUGUAAAAAUACAUGCAUACAUAUGUAAGUUAUAUAAUGAAGUUAAAUUGUGUCAUGAUGCAGUUUCUGGUGCUGUUAAUGCAAAAUUGCCCGUCCCAAAACGGCAUAUUAGCGCGAAAUAUACACACAACUACCGAUAUAAUUCUGAGUGACAUUCAUAAUGCUUUCAAAACCAUAACAAACAAUACAAAUCUCAUAAAUCGUAUUAUACCCCAGAUGUACGAGCCCGUAGCGUUUUCAUCCAAUGUUACUUUUCAAUUCAAAAUACCAGACGGUAGUUUAAAGGACGGUUCCUCAAUAUUGACGAUGCGGCGUAGUGACUUAGUCGACCCAGUUUUUCCUAAUUUAACGAUGGAGUACAUGCAUGCGCAAUUAAAUAAAACCCGCUCUACUUUAUUUACAAAUGAAAGUCUGGAUAAUUUGGAGCCAACUAAUGUAAGUGACGAGAACAGUGCAAAUACUUGGAGUUCACUAGGAUUGGAUGGUUGGUCUGGCGCUGUUAGUCCAGCGGUUGUUGAGCCAAAUACUCAGGAGGCAUAUCCAAACAGCGAUAUCCUUUUAGAGUUGGAGAAUGGAGGGAAGGACCUCGAUGAUGAGAAUGUAUAUAUUGCACGCGUUAAUGAUCCUUUCGGUAUCUCCGUCAAAUGGGAAUUUAAAAAUUUAACCGGUCGGACAAAACGCGACGUGCUUACAUUAUACUCCAUCAUUCAAUGUGCCACCGGUUGUAGGCCUCUCGUAUAUAAAGGAUACGGUUGUUACUGUGGAUUUUCAGGUUCUGGUGUUCCUGUUGAUGCCAUAGAUAACUGCUGCAGGAUCCACGACCUAUGUUACGAACACAGUAGUUGUGUAUCGUAUUUAGAAUAUUUUGUACCCUAUAUUUGGAAGUGCUAUCGACGACAACCCUUAUGCGCUUUAGACCAUGGAGAAUUUGGAGGCCCAAGAUCAUGUGCAGCGCGACUGUGUAAAUGUGAUAUUCAAUUGUCUCGUUGUUUACGACGAUUUACCUGUCCCAGACGUAAAGCAGUAUGCUUCAGCUCGAAGGCUAGGCGUUUUCAAAAUUUAUUACUUUCAUUGUAGAUUUAUAAUAUAAUACAUUCACAAAGCAAAGGUAUUGUAUUA